AUGGCUGUCCCUCCUCCAGACCCUGUUAUAGAACCACCCGCCGUCGUGGUGACGCCGUGCAAUCCGCCUGCGCGAUACUAUUUUGAAGGCGGUUUCCGACGCGUGAAGCCGUAUCACCAUACUUACAAUACCUGGUGCAAGGAGCGAUGGCGGGGUAGAACGCUCCUGGACAUUUUCGCGUCCGAGUUCAGAGACCGGACGAUCGAAUACUACAAAGAAGCAAUCGAAAAAGGCCUGGUCACCGUGAAAGGGGAAAUCGCAGGCGUAGAUACCAUUGUCAACAACGGCUCCGUCGUCUCCCAUACAACCCACCGCCACGAACCUCCUGUCUCCGACCUGCCCAUCGGCAUAAUCCACGAAGAUGAUGAAAUGAUCGUGAUCGACAAACCCCCGGGAAUCCCAGUCCACGGCGCCGGUCGCUAUUUCCACAACACCAUUAUUGAGAUCUUGAAAUCAGAGCGGCCGAACCUCGUCCCAAGACCCUGCAACCGUCUUGAUAGGCUGACAUCGGGGGUGAUGUUCCUAGGUAAGACCGCCAAGGCAACUGAGAAGUUUUGCAAGCAGCUCCAAGCCCGCUCGCUGCAAAAGGAAUACGUCGCGCGGGUCAAUGGCCGGUUUCCAGACGGCGUCGUCCUCUGCGACCAGCCCAUCAUGUCUAUCAGUCCCAAAUUAGGCCUGAACCGAGUGCGAGCUACGGGCAAGGACGCAAAGACAAAAUUUCGCAGACUGGCAUACUAUCCCCCACAAAAAGCAAACGACGAUGGUAGCAUCAAUGAGGAAGAUGGAUACAGUAUUGUUCACUGUCUGCCCCUGACAGGCCGCACUCACCAGAUUCGCGUUCAUCUUCAAUUUCUUGGCUACCCGAUCUCCAACGACCCUAUAUACUCCAACCUCCGCGUCUUUGGGCCAGAUCUUGGCAAGCACGAUGAUAGUGACCAGAAGGACACCGAGAUCAUCGAUCGUCUGAACAAUAUGGGCAAGACAGAGAUGGCCGACACCGCAGCCUACCGCACGCAUAUCACAUGCCCGCCAGCCGUACCGCCAGACACGGAUCCAAACAUUGUCGAAGCCAUGCUAGCCAGAGAGCACGAAGCCGCCGUGGACAGGUAUCAUCUGCGAAAGGGCGAGAAGCUGUCCGGAGGAAUCUGUGACGUGUGCGAGACGCCGCUCUACACAGACCCAGGCCCUCAGGAGCUGAUUAUCUUCCUGCACGCGGCCCGUUACUCAGACCAUGCUUGUAGCUGGUCAUAUAAGAGUAAAUUACCAACGUGGGCUAUUCCGCCAGAAGGUCGGGAAGGUCCUACUGAAAUACCAGAGUGGCGUGAUCCUGGUGAGGAUGAAGAGUUAAUUAUCAAUAAUGGCUAUCAGUCCAAGACAGAGGAUGGGGAUGACACGAGAGAGGACGAUAUUAUGGCAUUGGUGCAUGGGGUUGGUGUUAUAAAUGUCUCCCAACGAGUGAGGAACGGGGAGAAUCCUGAAGCACUGGUGGUAGAGUAG
Talaromyces rugulosus is the source of this 1497-nucleotide messenger RNA. RefSeq lists its product as uncharacterized. Gene Ontology annotation, biological process: pseudouridine synthesis. Gene Ontology annotation, molecular function: RNA binding; pseudouridine synthase activity. The transcript has 2 exons. The record is from RefSeq and is a predicted model, not a curated record. The coding region runs from base 1 to 1497 and encodes 498 amino acids. Lineage: Eukaryota; Fungi; Ascomycota; Eurotiomycetes; Eurotiales; Trichocomaceae.